Molecule: messenger RNA, 3402 nt
Organism: Zootoca vivipara (common lizard)
Lineage: Eukaryota; Metazoa; Chordata; Lepidosauria; Squamata; Lacertidae
Gene: PML
Product: PML nuclear body scaffold
Biological process (GO): innate immune response; intrinsic apoptotic signaling pathway in response to DNA damage; suppression of viral release by host
Cellular component (GO): nucleoplasm
Molecular function (GO): zinc ion binding
Source: RefSeq, a predicted model, not a curated record
CCAACGCCAUGUACACACAGCCUUGUAGCGACGACGCCGGACUCUGCGCCUGUUUCCUCGGGAGUAAAUCCACGCUGCGCAGGCUUGUUGCAACAGCCGCUCCCUCUGGGAUGCUAUGCCAGUCCUGUCGGACGCAGCGCGGCCUUUUCCUAUUUAUUACUCCCGGGUAAAUGCAUGCACGGGACCGGAGAGGCCUCGAGCUUGUCGGGGCGUCGUUGCAACUGCAGGCCAGCCCCGCCCCGGCCCCGAGAAAGCACCUGAAGCGGCGCGAAGAAUCCCCGGGAGCCGAUUGCCGUUGCAGGCGGGCCGGACCAGCGCUGCUCCUCCCUCCCGGAGGGCCCUCCUUUCCCGGCAGCCCCGCGCUUCCUCCUCCUCCUCCUCCUCCUCCUCCUCCUCGCGGGGACAAAAGCGAAAGUGAACCCAGACGCGCCACCGCCGCCGCCAUCCAGAGACGCGAUUGCUGUUUCGCGAUCCGGACACCGCUGCAGGAGAUGGAGGAAGAAUUUGAGUUCUUGCUGUGCGGGAGGUGCCGGAGAGAGGCCAAGGACCCCAAGCUCCUGGCCUGCCUUCACACUGUCUGCAUGGAGUGCCUGGAGGACAACAAGCCCGUGGGCCAGUGUCCCGUCUGCCGGGUUCCCCUCGCGCGUUCCGGCGGCGCCUCCUUCCAGGACAAUGUGCUCUUUGCAAGCCUCCAGGCCAAGCUGAACACCUACCGGAAGAUCGCCAGUGACAGGGAUUUGGUAUGCGAUAACUGCAAAGAUGCAGCCGAGUUCUGGUGCUCUGAGUGCUCCGAGUUCCUCUGCCUGAAAUGCUACAAGUCUCACCAGUGGUACUUGAAGCAGAAGAGCCACGAGACCCAGAAACUGGCCGAUCUGAAGAAGGAUACUGCCCAGAGCUUCCUGGAGGCGGCAAAGAAGUCCAGCAACCUUUUAUGUUCGGAGCACACCCAGGUUGUAAGCAUCUACUGCCGCGGGUGCCGUAAGCCCCUCUGCUGCUCCUGCGCUCUGCUCGAUGGCGAGCACUACAACGCCAAGCUGUACUGCGACAUCCGUGCGGAAAUCGAAGGCAGGAAGGAGGAGCUGGGGAAGAUAAAGGCGGAGCUUGGCGAGAAGAGGAGGAGCUACGAGAAGACGUACAGCACCGUCCACGAGCGGCUGCAGCAGCUGGAGAAGGUGCGCAACGAGACCCGAGACGAGAUCCAGGAGAAGGUGGAGGAGAUGGUCCAGUGGAUUCGGAAGAAGGGGGAGGAGCUCCUGGAGAAGGUGGACAGCCAGCUCCACCAGGAGCGCGAGGACGUGCAGAGGAAGCUGCAGUGCGCCGAGCGCAUCGUCAAGAGGUUGGAGUCCAGCGAGCGGCUGGUGGAGAAGAUGAACCUCUUUGCUUCGGACCAGGAGGUGUUGGACAUGGCCCCCUUCGUCAAGGACUCCCUGGACGAUCUCCGCAGGGAGAAGGUGCUGUCCGUGGGCCUCCGGGUCCAGGCGGAUAACAUCUCGGAGGUCAGAGGCGAACUCCAGGCCCUGUUCAAAAGGGUCAGAGGGUGCGAAGAUGCUGUUGGCUGCCCUCCUUCUGUUUCUCUGCCAGGUGCCCCAGUGGUCGCUUCGAAAGGUCUUCAUAAUGAGAAAAGCCAGUCAAGGACCCCCCAGGCACCAACGUUCACCCUCAGUCUCAAAAAGACACCUCAUGGAUUUGUCUCCUCAAUGACCUCCCCAAUGAAACGGUUGGUGGGACGGAUGGAAAAGUCCGUUCAGGCUUCUCCCAAAGUGAUGAAGCUGGAGGACCACGACCCUGACGACGGGCAGACUUCUGAGCAGCAAGUCCAGGAUGCUGGGCUGAGUUCCUGGUCCCCUUCCCCCCGCGAGUCGACCCCAGAGAGGGAGCAGAGUGGGCCGGUCAACUCGGUGGAGCUCUUGGAGAAUUCUGUGCAUGAGAUCUGUGAAUCGGAGGUCGCCAGCAUCCUGAUCAGCAGUUCCGAGGACACCGAAGACGACAUGAUGUGAUUGCCCGCCGCCGCUGGAAUGUCUGCCCAAGGUCUUAGCGGGUGUCGACAGCAGCAGGGCAGAGGGUGGUGCCUUUUCCAAAGCUGACCUCGAAACCCCCAGCCGUGACAUCGCUUGCCAAGAUGCCCACAUCUCUCUUGCUGGCUGGCUGCCUCCUUCCUUCCGCUGCCUGAUUCUACAGAGAACGUCUUUCUCGAAGUUCGUUUGCGCAUGGACAGUCCUGCUCAUCCCGGGGUUGUGUUGAGCUGUGUCCCUCUUGACCCUGAGGCUGCCCACUCUUCAUUCCUGCCUGGGCAACACAAGAGCCUUUAGGUGAUGCUACUGCCGCAAUACCUUAUGAGUACUUAGCAUCCACCAGGAGAAACAGCUGAUCACAGGCAGAUCACAGACUUCUGAGAAGGAACAUGGGUUUCCCUGGUCAGCAAAGAAUUUUACCUUAAGCCCAUCCGUGGGCCAAGGCCCAUCGAUUCUCCCCAAUGGCUUGCUCCCCCUCUCCUUUUUUUCUGGCAAGGGCUGGUGGCAGUCUUAAGCAGCUGAGAUUUGGCCUGUGCCAUCCCUCCUGUCCAAUUAUUAGCUUAGGAACUUUGUACGGAGCUAUUGUCACGAAACAAGUUUAAUGUGGAAAGCUUGACUGUUUGCUACAUGCACCCCCUCAGAUCAUUUCUCUCCUGUCAUGGGAACAGAUGCCUUGAACAGGAGCCUUGAAAAAAUCAAAGGAGGGUUGGCAAGACUGAAUGUUACGCUCAGUUUUUUUAUUAUGAGGACUGGAAAUUCAGAACAUCAGGACUGCAGUUCUGGGUCAGAGCAAAGGCACAUCCCGUCUUCCAGCCAGAUGCCUAGAAGAGCGCGAAAACAAAACUAUGCCGUGAUAAAUCCCUGAAACGAGAUAUUGAUAAAGUGAUAAAAUACUAAAAUCCAACUAAUGGUUACCCAAAGAAACCUAAUAGGUUUAGAUUUCCCAAAAGAAACUUUGAUAUAGAAAAGGAAUGAUUUUCUCAAAGUAACCUCUAAAUAAAGUAAACCUUGACGAGGUGCCGGCUAAGUGACUCGUUUCGCGGGAAAAUCUCUAUCUGUUUCCUCAGAAGGAAAAUGUCUAGGGGCUGAGGUUUCUUUAUAAUCAAAAACUAAACAGGAGCUGUAAACUCUGAAAAGGAUUGAAAAUUACGUAGCAGCCAGGGAUAAACUUCCCUAAGAUAUGACUAUAGUUGUUUAAACUAAAGGUUAGCUAACCUAUGGGACAAUUCAACUAAUGAAUAUCAUUGCUCUUAGGAAAAGAUUAAGUAAAGGGCUGUAAAAGCUCUCCUAGUUGUGAUGUUGUGACGCCAUUGUUCAGACUGCUCUAGAAGAAGCAGGAACUCAAUAGCCCCACCUGGAUUCCUGCCCAUGAUUCACUUCAGAAAUUCAC